ACUGAUUGACAGAGGCGCCGACCAAACAGGGCACGAGACGACUUGAGGCCGCCCUACAAGGGUUUGGUUGCAGCCAAGCUGUCUCUUUAAACUGGUUUCAUCUGAGAGCAGGGAGAGACAGCGGUGGGGUUUGUGGCCAAACAUAAAGGCUCCACUUAACCAGCUGCCUGACUAGACUCCAAAGACACGAACAUCUUCAAAGAAAACCUUGGUUCCUUGGGACUCGCCGCUGCAUUCGCGGGGUGGGUCUGUGUGCGCGCUUCCAUCUCGGGGCGAAAGGGUCGAGGAGGGGCCAGAGAAGGGAGGCGGGCACAACCUGCCAAGGGUGUGAUGAUGGAGCAGCGUCUUCAGCGGCCGCGGUGGCAGCAUCAGCAUCAGCGGCAUCAACAGCAUCAGCAACAGCUCUUGAACACACCUCAAUGAUAGCGGCAUUGGAAGCGGCUGAGCAGAAAGACGUAAGCGGGCUAACUAUAGCUGCCGGGAUGUAACCUGUUCGGCUCAAGGCUGCGAGGUGCGUAAUCCCGAGCCGACCCAUUGUGGAGCGGGAUGCAGCCAGCAUUGCCACAGGUGAGUUUGGUCUGUGACAGCAGCUGAGCCAGCUGGAUCUAUUUCAAAAACAUUAUUUUAAAGUCCAUCUGGACUAGGCGCCACCUGGAGAAGGAGGAAGACAACCCCCUCCCCAAGUCUUACUGGUAAUAAAUUGAGGACCAAAAUUUACAAAGUGACUCCUCCGUUUACCUCCUUUCUUCUGUGCUAGACAGAAGGAAGCCAUGGCUUACUCUUUGCUCCUCUGCCUCCUGCUCGCUCAUGUGGGAUUGGGAGCCUUUGGCGCCAGCCUCGACCCUCCGGGACGGCCUGAUUAUCCCCGAGAGAGGACUCUGAGGGGGAAGCAGCAUGGCCAGCAGCUGGCGCGAACCUCUGCCCUGGAACCCUCUACUCCUUGGAGCCGCUCCACCGAUGGCACCAUCUUGGCACAGAAACUAGCCGAGGAGGUGCCCAUGGACGUGGUCUCUUACCUCUACACUGGGGACUUCAACCAGCUGAAGCGAGCCAACUGCUCCAGCCGCUAUGAGUUGGCGGGCCUGCCGGGGAAGUCAGCGGGUCUAGCCAUCUCCCAUCCCUCCUUGCAUGCGGCUUUGGAUACUCUGACACACGCCACCAACUUCCUCAACAUGAUGCUGCAGAGCAAUAAGUCUCGGGAGCAGACCGUGCAGGAUGACCUGCAGUGGUACCAGGCCCUGGUACGGAGUCUCUUGGAGAGUGAGCCCAGCAUCUUCCGGGCCGCCAUCACCUUCAGUACCGAGUCGCUGUCCACGCCUGCCCCUCAGGUCUUCCUCCAGGCCACUCGUGAGGAGAGCCGUGUCCUGCUCCAGGACCUGUCCUCCUCUGCUCACCACCUGGCCAACGCCACUCUGGAGACCGAGUGGUUCCACGGUCUUCGGCGAAAGUGGAGGCCCCACUUUCACCGCCGCGGCUCCAAUCAGGGGCCACGAGGCCUGGGCCAUAACUGGCGGCGGAGGGAUGGGCUCGGAGGGGACAGGAGCCAAGUCAAGUGGUCUCCACCUUAUCUGGAGUGCGAGAACGGGAGUUACAAGCCUGGGUGGCUGGUAACGCUCUCUGCUGCCUUCUAUGGGCUUCAGCCUAACCUGGUCCCGGAAUUCAGGGGUGUGAUGAAAGUUGAUAUAAAUCUUCAGAAAGUGGACAUUGACCAGUGUUCGAGUGAUGGCUGGUUUUCAGGGACUCACAAAUGUCAUCUGAACAACUCAGAGUGUAUGCCAAUCAAAGGCUUAGGAUUUGUGCUUGGAGCCUAUCAGUGCAUUUGCAAAGCAGGAUUUUAUCAUCCCCGUGUCUUCUCAGUGAACAACUUUCAGAGAAGGGGUCCAGAUCACCGUUUUUCAGGAAGCACAAAUGAUGUGUCUGAGGAAGCCCACAUCUGCCUGCCUUGCAGAGAAGGCUGCCCCUUCUGUGCUGAUGACCGUCCAUGCUUUGUCCAGGAGGAUAAGUACCUGCGACUGGCUAUCAUCUCCUUUCAAGCUCUGUGUAUGUUGCUGGACUUUGUCAGCAUGCUGGUGGUCUACCGUUUUCGCAAAGCAAAGAGCAUCAGAGCUUCCGGCCUCAUCCUGUUGGAAACAAUACUUUUUGGGUCUCUGCUCCUAUACUUUCCGGUUGUUAUUCUGUACUUUGAGCCAAGUACAUUCAAUUGUAUUCUCCUAAGAUGGGUCCGACUUCUUGGUUUUGCCACUGUUUAUGGAACUGUGACUCUCAAGCUUCACAGGGUUUUGAAGGUGUUCCUUUCACGAACAGCACAAAGAAUUCCAUACAUGACUGGUGGUCGGGUCAUGAGAAUGCUGGCAGUAAUACUCUUGGUAGUAUUUUGGUUUCUCGUUGGCUGGACAACUUCUGUGUGCCAGAACUUGGAGAGGGAGAUCUCACUUAUUGGACAAGGGCAAACAUCUGAUCACCUCACCUUCAAUAUGUGCCUCAUUGACCGCUGGGAUUACAUGACAGCAGUUGCUGAAUUUUUAUUCCUCUUGUGGGGCAUUUAUCUCUGCUAUGCAGUGCGGACAGUCCCUUCAGCAUUCCAUGAGCCACGCUACAUGGCUGUUGCAGUUCACAAUGAGCUCAUUAUCACAGCUAUAUUCCAUACAAUUAGGUUUGUGCUGACCUCAAGACUUCAGCCUGACUGGAUGCUGAUGCUGUACUUUGCACACACUCACUUGACUGUGACAGUCACCAUUGGGCUGCUUUUGAUUCCAAAGUUUUCACAUUCAAGCAAUAAUCCCCGUGAUGACAUUGCUACAGAAGCAUAUGAAGAUGAGCUGGACAUGGGUCGUUCUGGAUCCUACCUGAACAGCAGUAUCAAUUCAGCCUGGAGUGAGCAUAGCCUAGAUCCAGAGGACAUUCGGGAUGAGCUGAAAAAACUCUACGCCCAGUUAGAAAUAUACAAGCGCAAGAAGAUGAUCACAAACAACCCCCACCUACAGAAAAAGCGGUGCUCUAAAAAGGGCUUAGGCCGGUCCAUCAUGAGGCGCAUCACUGAGAUCCCAGAGACAGUUAGCAGGCAGUGCUCCAAAGAGGACAAGGAGGGCACAGACCACAGCACGGCCAAGGGGACAGGCCUUGUCCGGAAGAACCCCACAGAAUCCUUAGGGAACACGGGGAGACCCAAGGAGGAGUCCCUGAAAAACCGAAUCUUCUCUCUCAAGAAAUCCCACAGCACAUAUGACCAUGUGAGAGACCAAACAGAAGAGUCAAGCAGCCUGCCCAUGGAGAGCCAAGAGGAGGAGGCCACCGAAAAUUCGACCUUAGAGUCACUGUCAAGUAAAAAACUGACACAAAAGCUCAAAGAAGACACUGAAGCAGAUUCCACAGAGUCGGUGCCUUUGGUGUGCAAGUCUGCCAGUGCUCACAACCUCAGCUCAGAGAAGAAAUCUGGGCACCCACGCACGUCCAUGUUACAGAAGUCACUCAGUGUCAUUGCAAGUGCCAAGGAGAAGACACUCGGGCUGGCUGGGAAAACACAGACUUUAGGUAUGGAAGACCGAGCUAAGUCCCAGAAACCUCUGCCAAAAGAAAGAGAGACAAACAGGAAGUACUCAAAUUCGGAUAAUGCAGAGGCUAAAGAUUCUGGCCUCCCAAACUCCAGUCAUUUGGAGGAACUAAGAAAGCCUCAGAAAUCUGGGAUUAUGAAACAGGUCAACCUCCCCACUGCCAGUCCUGACCUGAGCCCCAGCACCACCCAGAUAAAGGACAAUUUUGACAUCGGAGAAGUGUGCCCUUGGGAAGUUUAUGACCUGACCUCUGGUCUUGUGCCUUCAGAACCAAAAGCUCAAAAACACGUAUCAAUUGCAGCUUCUGAAGUGGAACAAAAUCCAGCUUCUUCCUUGAAGGAGAAGUUUCAGCACAAGCCUAAGACAGCUGAAGGUCUUCACCAAGCCAGUCACAAGAGCACAGAUAAGACAGAGUUAUGCCCCUGGGAGAGCCAUAGUCAGUCCCUUUUGGAAGAUGAAAAUCGUCUGAUUUCUAAGACUCCAGUUCUCCCAGGGAGAGCCAGAGAGGAGAAUGGAAGUCAACUCUACACAACCAAUAAGUGUGCUACGCAAUAUGAAGAACUGCCCCUCAAAGCCGUAGCAUCAAAAGUAGAGAAUGAAAAUCUCAACCAAAUGGGAGACCAGGAGAAACAGACAUCCUCUGUGCAUAUCACUUCCGGCUCCUGUAACUCCAGUAAUAACUCCCAUCAACCAUUAACAUCACGAGCUGAAGUGUGCCCCUGGGAGUUUGAGACCCUAGAGCAGCCAGAUGCUGAAAGAAGUGUAGCGUUAACCCCCUUCUCUGCUUUAAGUGCAAAUAAGAGAGCAGGGCCUCGGAAAUAGAAGGUCUGGGACACUUUCAAAGUGUAGCACCCUGAGAAGGAAAGGGGUAAUCCUGAGUUUGGUAAAAAAAUAAAUAAAUCUUGAAAAUAAAAAUUACCUAGGAAUCUUUGCUAGCCUGGGGAAAUAUGGCACAUAGUGUGGGAAUGUGAAGGCAUGGGCUAAAGAAAGUCAAAAGGCGUCAGGAGGAAGUCUGACUCAGCCAUGAAAAGUCAUUCCCCAAGUAAUGCUGGGGAAAGCUUGGCAUUUCAUCUUGUUUGAGAGACUGCUCCAUCUGUCAGUCUUUACCCAUGGGAUUGAGUGGUCUGAGCAAGAUUAACCAGAAGGCACAGAGGGUGAAGGCAUGAAAUGUUAAGAUGAGGAAAGGUUAGAUACCAGUGACUGUAGUUCUAAGUAGCCAACUGAAAAGACCUAUUUUACUCAUUUAACCUUAGUAGCACUGCUAACAAUGCACCCCAAUAUCUUUUAUAUACAUGAUUGCUCUCAUUUUCUUAAAAUGUAUGUUUCACUACAUUGUUGUGUCUCUCCAGCAUUCCAGACUGUAUAAUUUUUGCAAAUAACUUUGAUAUUAUGUGACACAACACAUUUAUGCAAUCUGCAGCUACUCAAUUGUCAUUGCAACCGAUUGAAUACCUGCUAUCUAUCAAUUGUAGUUGAUUCUUGGAGUACAGUAAGCUUUCUCUGGCUUAGGAAGACAUAACUGUUAUAAUGGAAACUUUUAGUUUGGGUUAUGGUUUAUCUAAUGAAGUUGGAUUUGACUUUAUUAUUUUCCAUCAAGGUUUGUUGUAAUGUCUUAAUUUUUUAAAAUAUAAGUUGAGUUAUUUGUUGGGUACUUCUUAUAGGGACUCUGAAGCUUUAUUAAUCUUGGAGAUCAAGUGGUCCUGCUUAGUCAUAUGUCUCAGUAAGUUAAGGACAAAUUAUCCAUUGUUUGUUCCAAGUCAGAGCUCAAUCAUCCCAAUGCAUUGUUCUUUUUAACUCUUUCAGUAUUUUAUAUUAGCAUUUCCUAAGGAAUAAGCCAAGUGAGGAAACUGCUGUACAUUUUUACCAACAGAAGAGGGAAAGUCUAGGAAUGCUGCAAGAAUGAGAGCAUACUGCAGGUCCAUAAAAUUGCCUUUCAUGACAAGCACAGGAAGGUAGCGCUUUCAAGGGAUUAUUUUUAUAAAGAGAAAAAAUUAACAAUAGAAUCAAGAUCAUUGUAUGUAUAUAUUUUAUUAGGUAUACUGAAAAUAUGAUAUUUUAAAUUACUUUAAACUAUUUAUUCUCAUAAACUUUUAUUGAUUGCUGGACUCAAAUCCCAAAGAGAUUUUAUAACCUGAUUUACUCAAAGCCCAUGAGGUGGUAUGGGUUCUUCUUUCUCCCCAGGAGCAGAACUUACAAGUCUGGCAAACUUAUCACAAACCACCUAGCUCAAAAUGCAAAGCGUAUGGUUUGUUUGCAGCCUUUGAAGCAUACCUGAUAGAAGUUGCUGCAUUCCAUACUGAUUUCCUAGCACGAGCAUCCUCAGCUGCUGACUUAGCUGUCAGGAUUUUGAUCUUUAAAUGAAAUGCCAAAAUUCACUCACAUUUUGUUUAAAGAUGAAUAAUUAAAAACUACAGCCCAGGCUUGUGUUCCUCCCACCAUGAACACCAAACAACUGCUUACUUAGCCAAGACAUUUUCCUCCAAAGGGAUUGUUUUACAUUUGGUGAGCAACAAGAAUUUGCUAGGAGGAUGCAAGAUGGGGAGAAGGAAUGAGAGGGUAAAUACAAGGUGUUUCUUAUUCUCAGUGGAAAUAGAAUCAGAAUUCUUUGUAUCUGUUAUCAAACUUUUGUCAGUGUUUAUUUUUUUAUUCAGGAGCAAGCAAGCACUUGAAUAGUUGCCAUAAAUUGCCCUUGCCUAAUUGUUUGCUUUAUGCAUUACUCAGGUUGGUGGGGUAGGUUUGGAGAGUUAUAGAAGUUUUAUUUUUAACUACUGCCUUCAUUAAGUUCUAUCAUCCCCUUCUUUUCCAUCAAAGCCUAUCUAUUACAUGACUUUAGAAUACUAUUUGAGGAGCAUUUGUGAACUUGGUUUAGAGUUUCUAGACUCAUGUACUUGUUUCACUUGUAUCUGAGAUCUGUUAACACUUGAUCACCUCUGAGAUUUAAGCAGGCAACUGUCACCGACUUUUUUUGCACAUCAGGAUGAUCCUGCUUGACAUGUGGCUUACAGAAGAUUUGCUAAAUUAUACCUUGGUGAUAGUCUGUCCCACAUAGAUUAUUCUCCACCAUCACAAGUCAGCACAAAUGCUUAGGGUACUUCCUAGAGUUUCAUUGUCACUACAUAUCACCAAAAGAAAUUGAACUCUGUCAUUCUGGAAGCUGUUUUCCCAGGCUGAGAGCAAUAGAAAGUGCAUAGAGUGUGAAGGUCUCACAAACAUUUUCUAGGUUGUCCUUUUUGAUGCAUGUGCAGGAUGCAUUCUGUCAUUGUUUUAAGCCAGGGUUUAUAAAUAAGUAGAUUUAUAUCAGUCUUAAUAGAAGUGUAUAUUUUAUGCAAGAAUUAAAUGCUUUACAACAUACAUUAUUACUCCACCCCUUGUGAGCUGCAGUGGCAAUACGGACUGAAACCCGACAGUUGUCUUGUAUUUGCUUCCUAGAUUUCUGCAUGCAAGUGGUGAUAGGUAGGACUGACAACGCACUGCCUUUGACUUCUAACAUAUAGCAGCCAAGAGUUGUAGAGUCAACAAAUCUGUAAGUCUUUUCACUUAAUCUGUGGUUCUUCUAAAACUAUUAUCUGAAUCUACAGCAUCCCACCAUGAAAUAUUUAGUUAAUUUCUGUUGUGAUGUGUUAUAGCAUGUAAAUAACUAUAACUUCUCUGCAAUAAAACAUUUAUAUGAAAA
Meriones unguiculatus (Mongolian gerbil) is the source of this 7224-nucleotide messenger RNA. RefSeq names its product G protein-coupled receptor 158 (gene Gpr158). Gene Ontology annotation, cellular component: membrane. NCBI's taxonomy places the organism in Eukaryota, Metazoa, Chordata, Mammalia, Rodentia, Muridae. Gene Ontology annotation, biological process: G protein-coupled receptor signaling pathway. The record is from RefSeq and is a predicted model, not a curated record. Bases 771 to 4373 code for a protein of 1200 amino acids. The transcript is spliced from 11 exons. Gene Ontology annotation, molecular function: G protein-coupled receptor activity.